AUGAGACCUUCAAGAACUCGUGAGGAGAGAGCGUAGAAUAAUUUAUAUUUAAAUGAGUAAGAUCUUGUUAAGGAACAUCAAAAGUAAGCUGAGGAAAAGAGAAGGAUGAAGUAGAUGCAAGAACUGCAAGAUAAGGAAGAAACACUAAACCAUUAUAAAAAUAAUAUAGUAGGGAAUGGCACCAUUGACCCUGAAACAUCGGAAAUGUUAAAAUAGCUUAAAUAAGAAGAAGAUUUUCUUAAUAGAUUAAAGGCAUAAUUAGAAAAUUAGGAUCCAGAUCUAUUUAUAAAAUUGAAAGAUGAGCAAAUUCAAAAACAAAGAAGAGAAAAAGUUGAAUAAUAUCAAAAAAUUUAGUCAGAAAACAAUGACCCUAAUGAAUUUAUGUUUGUAAGAGAUCCUACAUCUGGCCAAUAGCUAAGUAAAGGAGAAAUAGAAAGGUAGAAGAGACUUCAACUUAGGGAGUAGGAGAGAUAAAGGAGACUUCUGGGACAAGAAAAUAGUGCUUAUGAUUAAUAAAAAAGAGAUUAACCACUCUCUCUUCCUUUCUAAUUGGAAUAGCAGAUUAAUGGAGCUACUGAAGAGGAAAGAAGAUAAAAAAAACUGAAUGAUUUAUUUGAUGAACCUACUUAACCAAAUAUAAACAACUAUGCUAACAACAACAAUAAUAAUAACUUUUAUGCUAACAAUAAUAAUGUAAGCAGUAACGAUGAAGAUAUCUUUAGAUAAACUCAGUCUAAUUUCCAUCACUUAAAUUAAAAUGCUGCUUUACAAAAUUAGAAUUAUGAUGAAUAUGAAAAUAAAAAUAACGAAGUCUAUCCCGCAUAAAAUAGUUAAAAUUAAAGAAAGAAUUUAAUAGAAUAAUAUGAAGAAACUGAUAUUUUUGGCAAUAAGAAAAUAAAAAAAGUAAUUUAACCUGACUAAUAAGUAAAUAGACCUAUUGAGAAUGCAUACUAAGGUGCAGAUUUGGAAGGAGGUUAUUAAAGUCCAUAGCAAAAUAACAUUUAUUCUUAAAACACCUAAAAGCUCUAGCAGAAUUUUUCUAACAAUCGUAGAAGAAGUUUUCAUGAAAACUAGUAGGACGAUGGUAAACUCCCUUCAAUUCAAAGCAAUAAUAGAAAAUCAAUCGAUCCUGCUAGCAAAUAGAAUCAGCAGAACUAUGGAGGAAAUAAUAAUAUAUUUGGUAUUGGAGGUAACCAGAUCGAUUCUAAAAAAGAAAAAAUGUUGAAGUAUCGCUAAGAGUUAGAUUAGUAAAAAGAAGUCAAAAAUUAAAUUGGGUUCUCAAUCAAACCUUACAGUGCUCAGUAAGAAAAGAGAAAUAUUUCUAAUUAUUAGGGAAGUCCAUCAAGUAAAUUACCUCCACCUAUUCCCAAUAAUAAAGAUGGUUUUUUUGAUAAAUUUGGCUAGGAUCCUCAAUUUAAAAAGAAUCUUUAAAAUUGGGAAUAGCAAUAAAAUAGAAACCUUUACAAUGCGCCUGAUUAAUUUAAACCUUACUCUGCUUAGGCUUCUAGAGAUACUAAGAAUUUAUAGAGCCGUCAAUAAAAUGAUAACUUUUUUGAUAAGUUUGGGUAAGAUCAGCCUAGUAAUAGGAAUCAACUUCGCAGGCCACAAAGCUACUAAAAUCUGGAUGAAUAGUAAAACAUGAAUAAAAUGUCCAAACAAGAAUAUGCAGAUUAUAUCAUGAAAGAUAUUUCAGGAAAAAACAAUACACAAAAUAACAGAGGGAUAUCUAAUUUGUACGAUAACAAUAAUAACAAUUCUUUUAGAUAAGGUAACUUAAAUAGAUCAUUAAAUAACUUAGAAGAUUAAAGAGCUUAAGAUAACUACAAUAACAGGUAUGAUAACUAUAAUGAUGUUAGCCCAUAAUACAACAACGGUAACAACAAUUAAUAACAGCAGUAAGUUUAAAAUAAUAAAGCUGUUGGAGGAGGCUUUUUCUUGACAGAUGAAGAGGAGUAGAAAAAUAGAUAGAGAGAGAAAAAAAGAGAACUUUAAAAAGAGUUGGAGGAGUAAAUCAGACUCAAAAAGUAAUAAAAGGAAGAAGAAAAAAGAAAACAAAUUGAAUAUGACUAAAAGUUUGGAUAGGGUUUUGAAAAGCAAAACAAUGAAGUUUAAAGAGGAGCUAAUUAAUAAUAAUAAUAAUAAUAAUAAUAGUAACAUUAAUAGUAACUUAGCUAUUAGCCAUCAGGAAAAAGCUUAGAUUAUGAAUAAUAUAAUAAUAAUAAUAACUAUGAUUAGCAAGGCUUCGACUCUAAUAAUGGGAAUUAGAAGGAAUAAAAUAGAUAUGAUUAACCUUAUCAAUAAGCUUAAUAGUAAUAAUAGCAGUAAGGAGCUAAUUUUGCAAGGAAUAAAGUGCUCUCGAAUGAAAAUAUGGACAGAGAGGGUCAGUUAAAAGCUAUGGAGGCUAAGAAAAGAUAUGCUGAAGAAUUGAAUCUCUAAAAAUAAGAAGCUGAAUUCAAAAAGUAGCAAGAAAAGAAAAGGAAAUAGGAAGAAGACCUUUUAGAAGAGAUGAAAAUGCAAAAGUAGAUCGAAGAAGAAAAAAGAAAGCACCAAGAAGAGGAGUUAAAAAAGAAUAGAUAGAAAUAAGAAGUGGAUGAUUUCAAUAAAAAUAAAAAAGUAGAAAUAGAUGAUAAAGCGAAAAAUGAAAGAGUCAAAGCUGGGUAUCCAGAGUAGACUCCAAACGAAUAAAUUGCAGGUAAUAAUCGCAAGCCUAAUUAUCAUCAUACUAAAAAUACUAAUAAUCUCCCUGAUGACUUUGAUAAUAGAUUUACAGAAUAAAAUAAACACCUCACUAAUGAGAGCACAAAAAGAUUAGAUAUAUUUGAUAAGAACUUAAGCAUAUAGCAAAACAAUGAUAUGGCUGCAGCUUAGAACUAGUUUAAUUAGGCCAACGAUUACAAAAAUUUCAAUAAUUAGUUUAAUUAAAAUAAUUUUUCUUAAAAUGAUAUGAAAUCACAACAAUUUUAAUAGAAUUAAUAUGCUCCCAUGCAAAACAAUUAAUUUUAGUAAAACAAUCAAUUCUAGUAAAAUAACUAGUUCUAGCAAAAUAGCUUCAAUAACAAUUUACAGUUUUCUUAGAAUAUGAACAUGAUGAAUCCUAUGAUGCAGUUUUAAAAUUAAUAUGAUUAUAAUAACAUGUAUAAUCCAUAUUAAAUGAUGAUGUAGCAGCAGUAGCAAUAAUAAUUCUAAAAUAUGAUGCAAAUGAUGUAGAUGGAUCACUAGUAUUUCAACUAGAUGCCUAUGGCUCCUCCUAAUUUGUAAUUCUAUCUUUAUAAUAGAAAUGAAUUUGAGAUUUAAAAGUAAAUUAUGGAAGAAAAGCUGCGUAUCCACUAAUUUGCACUGUAAGAAUAAAAUUUAAUUGAUGAAUACAGAUAGCGCCUAGUUAGGGCUAAAGAAGACAAGGACGAGUUCGAGAGGAAGAUAAGUCGCAUGAAAUAAGAGCUUGAGAGCAAAUUUGGUGAACAUUUCAACAUGUAACUGUUUUCACAAGUAAUUUUAGAUGAUUCUUAGAGAAAUAAGUAGGUUUCAUUUGACUCUUUAUAGUAGUCAGUUGCUAACUUUAGAAAGAAUACAGAAUAUAUUGACUAGUAAAUAUAAAAAAAGCAAUCAGGUUCUAAUUUCUAUUUAAACAAUUCUUAAAAACCUCCUCUUCCUUUUGACUCUGCUUCACAUUAGUUUCCUAAUUCUCAUUUGAAUUAACGAAAGAACACAAAUACAGUUGGAAUUAAUGAUUCUAACAAUUCCUUGUACAAUCAAAUAAAGAAGUUAGAAGAACCCAACAAUUUAUUAAUUCCUCCUGCAUAGCCUUAUUAAAGAAUGAGUUAAUUAGCUGGGAACCAUUCUAAUUUUGAAGGAACUCUGAAAUGUGAUACUAAAUUGGAGGAAAUAGUCGGAUUUGAUUUUGAUCAGAGUUUCGUACGAGAUAAAUUGGAAUUUGAAUAAUAGAAUCAAGCAAGAAAAGAAAUUCAAGAUCAAUAAAAUAACAAUAAAGUAUUAUCUGAGAGUGUCUAAGCUAUGCAAUAAGGAUAAAAUAAAUAGUUUGAGAAUAGCAAUAUGCUCAAAGUACCUGAUUAAUUUAAAAAUAGCAUUAACGAUCCAUAGAUAUAAUAGUCUUUUAUGCAAAAGACUUAUUAGUCAGUCAACGCAAGUCUUGCUAAUACUAAUUUGAACAAUAAUGCUAAUUUAAUUAACGGUUAGCAGAGCUAAUUCAGCUAUCAAAAAUCUAAUUUUAAUCAAAAUAGCCAAAAUUUAAAUGAGAAGGGAUCAGUGAUAGAAGAGCUCCAAAACGAAGAAAUGGAUGAUAGUUCUAAAAACCACGACAAGUCAGAGUCAAAUAAUAAUUUCUAAAUGCAAAUAUCGUAAAAUAAGAAUGCUUUGAAAAAUGAUUAAAACAAAUUAAAGUUCCACAAAUUAGAGAGAUAAAAUUUGAUGAAAAAUGCUAGUGAUUUCUACAACGAUGAAGAAGAAUAAAAUUUUUAGUUGAAAAGUAAUUAAAAAAACCACGAAGAAGAAGAUCAAGAUUAAUUUUACUCAUCAGGAUAUGCAUAGAGUGAAAGCAAAAGAAUUGGAAAUUCUCAAAUUAAUAAUAACGAGUCACAAUAACCAUAUUAGAGUUAGCUAAUUAAUUUAGAACUUAAAAAAACUGCUGAUUACUACAAAGUGUUCUAAGAGCAUUUUGCCUAAGAAGAUGGCAAAGAGUCACGUUUUUCUAAAUAUAAUCACACCAAUCAUGAUGAGGAUGAAGAUGAAAAUGAAGAUGAUGACGGAUUUCAAAAAUAAAAAAGAAAGAAGAGUGAUAAAGAAGAUUUCGAUGAAAUCGGAGAAGAUGAAGAUGGUUUUGAGCAUGAUGGGUAUCAAGUUAAUAAAUAUUACAAUAAGGAACAGAUAGUAGAAGAAGAUAUAGAGGGUACAGGCACAGGCAAAAACAUUAAUUUUGAUGAUAAGUUUCAUUUUGAUAGUGAACAAAAGAAUAAAUUUAAACUAGCAAUUGCUGAAAUAAACAGAAAUAGCAACGAAUUAGGAAAUUUAGACAAUACAAAUAGGCAAUCAAAAGAAAACACUAUUAAUCAAGGAGUUGCUAUUAGUUAGAGCAAAGGAAACAACAUCAACUCUAAAAAAGAUGUGCAAUUUAAUUAAAACACUAAGCAUAAUUAAAGGGAAGUUUCUUAUCAACAAAUAUAGCAGCAUUUGGAUGAAUCAGUGAAUGUUCCCAAAAAAGAAAAGAAGGAAGAUGAUGGGCUAGGAUAAACUUAAAUCAGUGAGAUUCACUCCACUCUUAAAGAGACUGAUAUGGACAAGAAGAUUCCUGCAAAUGUAAUGAAGUUGUUGAGACAUCACACAGACAUACUGAAUAACUCUCAAACAUUAAAUGAAAACAAUUAAAUUAAAAACACAGCAUAGAAGUAAUAACAUGAUAAUUAAUAGUUACAUGAGAAAAAAGAGUCCAGAACUCCUGCAGUGCCUAAAAAUUCAAAUAUUUUGAUUCAGCAAAACCUUGAAGUCAAGAAAUCAGCUUAAGAAAUAAACUGGGAAAUGCAAUAGUAACAGCUAAUAGAUUAAAAAUCUUACAAGUUUUAAAGCUAGCAUUGGAAUUAAGAUUUAGAAAAUAAAAAGGCAUCAGAAAAUCAACAGCAAUAUGAUGAUGAAAUUCCAGAAGUUAUCGAAUUUAAUCACUAAUAAGAAAUAGAAAUGAAAGAUCCAGAGUUCAAUAUUCCAGAAAAUUCCCUAGUUCUGCCAGAAGAUGAAAUUGAUAGAGAAAAAAUUGGAUAAUUCAUUGAAUCAAGCAGUGGCUAGAAAAAUUAAACUAAAUUAUCUGACCCAGAAGAUCAAUAAACGAUGCAAAGUGAAGAAUUUGAUAACAAUGAAGAUUUCUAGCGUCACAUGUAAUUGAACAUGCUGAAAAACCUUAAUAAUUAGAUGAAAGAACAGCAUAUCUAAAAUAUAAAAAACAUGAAAAUGAGACCAUACAGUGCUAAUAUGCCACUUGUGCUCAACUCUGCAAGCAGAUAAAAUUUAAAUCCUCAUUCCAACAACAAUAACAACGUUAAUAUUAAUGUGAAUAAUUCAAAUAUAACAGCAUAUAGCACUAACAAUAAUUAUAAUUAUAACUCCAAUAACAACAAUAAUAACAAUACAUAUAACUCUAAUUACAACAGCAUACAAGAAAAAAAGUCAAGUUAAGGGUUUAAAAAGCCUAAGACAAUUGAUGUGUUUGGCAAAAUAACAUCACCAAAGAAUUAAAUUCCUGCCUUAGAGUAGAGUUCCUCUAAAAAUAAAAUUACUAAUACAUAUUUAGAAGAGUAACAACAUCCUAAUUAACCAGCAAUAUUUUAAUACAAAAGUAACAACGUAAGCUACGAGCAAAGCUAAUUCAUAAAUAACCUAAAUAAUAAUAAUAAUCCACCUCACAAGCUAGUAUCAAUGACUAGAAUGGAUGAUUAAACAGGAAUUUACAAUAAUCUCAUAAAUCCUUCUUCAAUUUUGUAUGAAGAGCAAUCGUACUAACUUGGAGGAUAAAAUAGCAGUUAGCCCUCAUUUAUUCGUCACGAUAUACAAAGCUAAUACAAUAGUAAUAGCCAUUUCAAAGACAAUAAUAUUAAUAACCAUAAUAAACCUGCCUCUUCAACUCAAAGCCUUCCUAAAAAAUCCGAAAUGAUAUUAAAUAAUCUAAACAACUUAAUAUCUAAACUAGAAAACUCCUAAGAACCUUAAAUAGAAGAAAAACAAGAAAAUAAAAAUAAUGCCUUUAGAUCUAGUUUUAAUAAAAAAUGA
Molecule: messenger RNA, 6768 nt
Organism: Tetrahymena thermophila SB210
Lineage: Eukaryota; Ciliophora; Oligohymenophorea; Hymenostomatida; Tetrahymenidae
Product: endo-1,4-beta-xylanase xylA, putative
Exons: 2
Source: RefSeq, a predicted model, not a curated record